UUGAAAGGUACGUUAUCCGAGGUAUGCAAGCGAGUCGACAAUGUCGAAGCGCGACUGUCUCAACUUGAGAAUAAAACACCGUCCGUGCCUGAGAGUCACUUAUUGGAAGACAUUGCCAACCUGAAGACGGACCUCAACGAGCGCGAGAAGUCAUGUCUAUUGAAGGACAUUGAGAUCUCAGGCAUUACUGAACGGAAUGGGGAGAAUCUGCAGCACGUAGUAGGCCUCAUUGCGCGUAAGAUUGGCAUCACAUUAGAAGAGCGCGACAUUGUUUUGGGGUAA
This is a messenger RNA of Danaus chrysippus (African queen), 282 nucleotides long. The record is from the annotation of a GenBank genome assembly. NCBI's taxonomy places the organism in Eukaryota, Metazoa, Arthropoda, Insecta, Lepidoptera, Nymphalidae.